Molecule: messenger RNA, 157 nt
Organism: Acaulospora morrowiae
Lineage: Eukaryota; Fungi; Glomeromycota; Glomeromycetes; Diversisporales; Acaulosporaceae
Source: the annotation of a GenBank genome assembly
AUGAAAAUAUACGGUCCCAUUAGUGAGCUCAAUAUAUUGGGGAUAAUUCAUGCAAUAGAAAUUUCGGUCCUGUCUUUAGAUUGGAAAUGGAAGCAAGUGAAAGUUAGUGAAGUAUUUAUUACCAAUAAAUCCGAGCUUGAAUCUGUACUGAUAUUGG